Molecule: messenger RNA, 309 nt
Organism: Penicillium subrubescens
Lineage: Eukaryota; Fungi; Ascomycota; Eurotiomycetes; Eurotiales; Aspergillaceae
Exons: 2
Coding region: 1-309 (102 amino acids)
Source: RefSeq, a predicted model, not a curated record
AUGGCCAGCCCCAUCAUUAUGGCCAGCCCCAUCAUCAUGGCCAGCCCCUCACGUGACACGUCAGCGGCGUCGUUGUUCGCUCCAGAGCCUGCUGAUUCAGCCAUUGUGGCUUGGCAGACCCGCUGCUUGCGACGAGGAGGCAGCUCGCUCGUUCUCAUUUCUCUCUCCACCACCCCCUGUUCAGCUUCAAAUCAAGCCUUCUCACGAGCGCAUUCCUUUUGGCCCUUUUGCGUGAUAUCAAACAUCUUGAUACUGCUUCGAACUAUUCGAUUUCCACGCUCCUAUUCUCCUCCGUUGCUUGCUGCCUAG